AUGCGUCCAGAGGAGGCGAGCCGCCUGCACCCACUGCUGACAACGGCCCUGAGCUCGGCCUCAGAAGGCCUGAGCAACAACGUGGCGCCCGCGCAUGCAGCAGAGGCGGCGCAGCGCCGGGAGUCUGCUGAGCUCGACGUCGACGCCGGCGCUGACGCCACCCCCUCCAGCAGCCUGUCCGGCAGCACCAGCAGCGGCGACCUCACCCCCUGCCUGCUCAUCAGCGACAGCUGUGACAGCGACAGUGCCGCCGGCUCCUCUGCCGCAGCCAUCAGCUGCCAUUCCCUCACCACCCAGACCAGCGUGCCGCUGACGGAGCCCUCCCAGCACCAGCCAACCCUGGGGAGCAGCAGCCCCUCCAGCGGCAGUGCGGUAGUCAGCGUGGUUUUCAACAUCUCACCCAUCAAGCUGCACCUGACUGUGUCAUCAGUGACGCCGGCGCCGCCGCCGGCGCCCGCCUGCCGCGAGUCGCCCGAGGCCAAAGCAGUGGCCACCAACACGCCUGCAGCGACGGCCACGGCGAGCGCUGGCUGCCAGGCCACUGUCCAGGCACAGACGCUGGCCGUCGACGCCUCAACAGACACGACAGUCAUGAUGACUGUGACCCCCACCAGCCGGAUCCUCGGGCCCAUACGCCCCACCAGGAUCCCCGCCAGCCCCAGGGACAGCACCGCAGCCCCGUCCCCGCCGUCCCCUGCGGCGGCGGCGCCGCCAUCCUCUGGCGAUGCACCCGCGUCGGCGCACCUCAUGGCGCCCGCACCUGCCAGCGAGGUGGCCAUCACGCCCUCUUCCGCGAGCCGCGCGGCCCUGGAGCUGCUCAUGCAGCGGCGCGCCUUGACUCCCCCGGCGCCCGCCGGGCUGCUGCUGCCCUCGCCAGCCAUGCCGCAAACAGCCAACAUCACCCCUGCAGCACUCGACCUCAGCCUCUGCUGCACACCGCCGCCGCCCGCCAGCGCCGGCUGCGGCGUCUGCGGAAAAGCGGGCGCGCGCGCUGAGGCGCAGGCGGCGGCGACGCGGGCCCACGCGCAGCACGAGCUGGAGGCCGCCUUUCGCGUGCACUCUGCAUCUGAGGCGCGCCUGCAGCGGCAAAUUGAGUCCCUCACGCAGCAGCUGGCCGAGUCGCGCCGCGAGGCCGAGGCGCUCAGCCGCGCCGACGCCGCGCGCCGUGCCGCCGAAGCGGCCGCCCUGGCGCUGGGGGAGCCCUCCUCACCCAUUCUCGACCAGCUGGCCGCCGCCAAGACUGGUGGCCGCGUCAGCAGCUUCUUCCAGCUCUGCGGCGACGGCGCGGCGCAGGCUGACUGCGCCGCUGCCGCGGAGGUGUUGGCCGCACUGCAGAACACCCUGAGCUUUGCCCAGGAUGUGGUGGCAGGGGGAGCGCUGCUAGUGGAUCGCGCGCCCUGCGGCUCCACACAGGAGGAAGAGGAGGCGCGGCAUUGGCUGGCUGCUGGCAGCUGUGGCCGCAACAACACUCUCAGCAUGGUCAAGUGCAUUGCGGCCCAGAGCCUGGAGGCGAGCACCCUCAGCGCUGACGUCAGCAACAGCAGCGGGAAGGUGGAGAGCGGAGGCUCUGUGGUCGUUCUGCACACGCCACUGCGCACGCGCAGCAGCAGGGCCAUCAACAGCAGCGGCACCAGUGCUGCUGCGAGCAGCGGCGCUGCGUGCAUCAGUGGCGCCAGCAGUGGCCUCAGCCGCGGCCCUUGUGCCGCCACGAACUCGGGCAGCGGCAGUGGCGCCGGGGCCGCGGGCGGCGUUGGCGGGCCCGCCCUGAGCCCUGUGCCCGAGGAGCGCCUGAAGGGCGCCCGCAAGCCAUGUGCCCCUUUCCUGCGUCGCGCCCUGAGCCUGGGCAGCUCGCAACCCGCUGUGCCGCGCGAGGCCCCCAUUGAGGUGGCAGCAACGCUGCCGGCGGGUGGCUUCGACACAGUGCGCUGGGGCCGCUGCAUCUCUGAGCUGGGGGCGCAGGCCGCCAGCAGGGUUGCGGCGUGCGAUGAGGGCACCCAGACGGAGUGCACGAGCCACGGGCGCGGCGGCAGCGGCCGGGUGGAAGUGGGGUGGCUGGGGGCCCGGCUGUCAGUGGCCAGCAGCAGCCUGGGCGCAGUUCCUCUGUGA
Molecule: messenger RNA, 2106 nt
Organism: Monoraphidium neglectum
Lineage: Eukaryota; Viridiplantae; Chlorophyta; Chlorophyceae; Sphaeropleales; Selenastraceae
Exons: 1
Coding region: 1-2106 (701 amino acids)
Source: RefSeq, a predicted model, not a curated record